Limulus polyphemus (Atlantic horseshoe crab) is the source of this 4322-nucleotide messenger RNA. Its product is annotated as calcium-binding protein E63-1-like. The coding region runs from base 854 to 1312 and encodes 152 amino acids. The transcript is spliced from 7 exons. The record is from RefSeq and is a predicted model, not a curated record. Gene Ontology annotation, molecular function: enzyme regulator activity; calcium ion binding. NCBI's taxonomy places the organism in Eukaryota, Metazoa, Arthropoda, Merostomata, Xiphosura, Limulidae.
AACAUUUGCUGGUGAUUGUUUGUAGUUAAUGAAACAAAGAUACUUUUUUUUAUCAUUUCUCAUGAUUGUGUAUCAUAAUAGGAGAAAAAGUUAUUUACAAAAAAAGGUCAAGACCGAAUAAAAUGAUCACUUCAACCGGAGAAUUAUUUACAAAAGAUCUCAGGUAUCCGAAGAAAUCUUACCAUCAAACCAACAGGCGCAUUUAGUGCGCAGUUGGCUGGUUGUGUUAGGUGAUUGUUUAAAGCUCUACAGAAUUCCUAAACGACGCCAAGGAUUGGUCAUGUAUAUUAGUUCCUUGAAACACUGCGUUUUAACCGUUGUUGACGAGCUUUCUUUGUUUUAAAGUUGUUGGUUGUUUGCAGAACGUGCGUCUGGAGUUAAACCAGUGAUGUGUACAGACUGAUAAGUAUAUUUUGCUGGAACUAUUUCGUUCAUUUAAAGUGCAACAAUUUUAAUUAGUAAGGAAUUAAUUAGCUUAAUUACUUACACAAUUUCAUCCUUCUCUUGAAGUUCGAUAUUUUUUUCUUCAAUACUAAACUGUCAUUUUAUAUUUGUGUUUUUAAAACACGGACUCAUUAGUGGUAACGCUCGCUGUAUUUUCAGGGUAUUUAUGUUUCCAAGAAAAUUGUGAUUUGUGGGUCAGUUCUCCUGAGUCCUCCAGCAGUUGAGUGCUAUAAAGCCAAAACUCUAUCUGGCAGAUAAACAGAUCUAAAUCAUCGGUGUUACCGAACUUUAUGUUUAUAAAAUACCAGCCGAGACCCAAACGUUUCGUUUAACGAACAGGUUGUUCUGAACACUAGCAAGAAUUUGUGUCCUACCUAAAAGAGGUUACCGGCCUUUAUCUGCCUAAACAAUGGAAACCUGCUUUGGGUCUCUGACAGACACUCAAGUGAGAGAGCUCAAGGCAGCGUUUGACCUUUUAGAUAAGAAUAAAGAUGGACGAGUAAACGCCAGUGAAAUCAAGUGUAUGUUAGAAAAGCUAAGAAUAUUUCUCACUGACGCUAUGGUUCAUCAUUUAGUUCAACAGGCUACCAAAAGAGAUGACGGUCUCAUCAGCGAAGAUGAGUUUCUGUCAUGGAUGGCCCGUCACCAAAACACAAUGAAAGAUGACGUCAUGGAAGAUCUCCUCGCCGCCUUCAGGGUUUUCGACAAAGACAAAAACGGUUUUAUCAGUAGGGAUGAAUUACGAGUUGCAAUGGAGAUGAUUGGUGAACCAAUGUCAGAAGUUCAACUCGACGAGAUGAUAAAAAUUACGGACAUAGACAACGACGGAAGAAUAAAUUAUGAAGAAUUUGUUCGAAUCUUGCUGUAAGAAAACACAGCACUAUGUGAACAUCACCAGCACAGUUCCUUAUUUUUUUACCGGACCUAUAUUCAAUGGUAAACGUACUUUUUUGGAAUAGCAAUAUUUUACACUGGAGAAUCCUUUAACUCUGAGUUACCCACCACAAUGUUAUGAAUGAAAAACAUAAACUCCCAAAAUGUAAAGGUGUGUAUUUUGUGUUGUUUAUUUAUGUUAAUGUCUACAUUUUUUAAUGACUUUUACGUGAUCUCUGGCUUUUCCAAUGGCUAAAUUAGAAUACUAGUGUCUUGCUCAAAUUUUUUUCCUGUACUUUUGGGAAUUUUUUCUAUUUUGAAAUUAUAUCCAGAUACGUUUUAAACUUUCAGUUUCUUUUUUUUUCCGGUGUUGUGUGAAUAUUUUAUGUUUAAUUAGUAAUUCAGAUAGGUCUUUAGAGAAAAAUGUAAAUACCCGUUAGAAAAAAAAAGUUUUUGGAUAAGAGUUCCAUAUUGAGAUUCCCAUUUUACUAAACUUUCAUGUUAUUAUUAAUAUAGAUUACUAGUUUGCGAAACGUACGAUGCUUUCAGUCUACGUAAAAGGACGUGUUUCCUGUGUAAUGUUUUGGUGCGAGUUAUUGUUUAUGAGUCAAAGUAUUUUACUCUGCAUGUAUUCAUAAUUUACAUUAAAUACGGGAUUGUUUUCAUAGCUAUUUUAAGGGGGAAACGUGGUCGUUUACCCCUUGCAGAAAUAAAUACAUAAAUAAAUAAAGUAAGACGGACCUCGUGGUUUUACGAUUUCAAGUUAGUUUUAAGUUAUUUUUUCACAUUUUUAAGGCUACUUAAGGACAUCUCCACGUGGAACUCUGUCCCUUUCUUAUAUUACACAACUUAGUAUCCAUAAAAUAUGAUUAUGUUCAAAAUAUUACCUUAUGGGUGAAAAUCUUACCAAUUAAAAGGAAGUAACCUGGGACUGGUAGCGAAAUCUGUUGUGUACCCCAACAACCUAUGAUUUGGAUAGUUUGUGUAACUUUUCUACUUGUUGGUUCACAUUUACUUAAACUAGUUUAAAAAAAACUUAUCGAUUUCAUGCAACGAUUUCUUUAAAUCUUUUUUUUUACACAAACCGUACAGCGUCGUCAUACAAAACCUGUAGGGAUUAACUACUAACCAUACUUGGGUUAAAACGAAAGCAUCCUAAGAUAUAUUAGUUCUUAAUUUACAAUGGGAGUAGGUAAAAAUUAGAAAAAACGUUCAAUUAUAUUUUCUCUGAAUAUUGUGGUAUUUGAACCGUAUAUUAUAUAUAUAUACACUUUAUAGUUUAAUAAUUUGUCGAGAUAUAAUUUAAUGGUAUUUUCGGCCAUGUAAUAUAGUGUAUACAGUGAUUUCAUGAAAAAUAAAUCAUAAAUUUAUAUGAUAUAAUACUGUAAACCAGUAGUUUUCAACCUUUGCUAUCUUAAGUAUAAAAUAUUUCAUCGUACCGUCUUCCCCUGUCUGAAUUGUAUCUUAAACUGAAUUACUAACAGCACUCACAUCAUAGGGCGAUUGUUUCCUUAGUGCAAAGCUACACAAUAAACUAUCUACACUCUGUUUGCCGCGGGGGAAAUCGAACCCCGGAUUUAAGCAUUAUAAAUCUGUAAAAUUAUCGUUGACACAUCAGGAUAACAGUGGAAUACUUACAUGUAGAAAAAAUGUUACAUUGCUCGUAGUUAUUCUCAACUAUUGUAUGUUUAUAUUACUCAUCCUUUUUCCAUCCAGAAAUGCAAAUAGAAAAUAUACAGGUCAAUAAUCUACUCAUCUCCUCUUCUUAAUUAUGGGACAUCUUAAAAUUUGAGUCAAUCCGAGCGAUCAGUUUAUUUAGAUGUUACAAGAUAUUUUGCGGCUCUCUUUUAGUGAUAGCAGGUGCACGCUCUACAGAAGGGGAACUACUGUUGUAGUUGUGUUCAAUGUGAAUUUAUAAAUAUAUCUAUAUAAAUGUUUAAUUUUUUUACAUUUAUAGACCUAACAGUUUUAACAAAAACACACGUUUAAAUAAAAUAGUUUUAAUAAAUUUAAGUAAUAUUUCUUAUUAAAUGGUUAAUAAUUAAACAGGAAGCUUUUCGGGAGAUGCAAUCUAACAUUUAACUUCAUGAAGUUUUGGUACCUAAACAAAUGCACUCAAAAAUCUAAUUUACUUUGAGGAUUGUACCACUUAGUCACACACACGUCCAUAUUUAUGAAAACAUGAGGUCGUAAAAUUGGUAUAGUUUCCUAAGCAACUUCGGAAUAUUAAAUUUGAUAACCAGGAACCCAUUUUUAGACAAUAAAUAUUGCAGACGGCUUGAACUAGCAAUGAAUAAAAUUUUAUUACAGGUUUAACUCAUGAUGACGAAACGUUGUACGUUUGUUAAACUUGUAAUAAAGUCUUCUUCAUUACCAAUCCAAGCCGUCUUCAAUUUUUAACUUGAGAAUAUGUUUUGAUAUUAAUAUGCAGUGAAAACUAAUAACUAUUAAUACCGAAAACGAUGGAGCAUAUUGCUCCUUGAGUUUAUACUUUAAAAUUUAACUGAAGCAUAAAAAACAGUCUAUGAAAUAUAAUACUACAUUUUAAACAUCAUUAAUUUUGAAUGCUGAUUGUACAAUACCAAGAAUGAAAUGUUGGAAAAGUAUUUGAACAAAUCACUUAUUUUUACAGUUUAUCUAAUAUUUAUUUGUGUUUAUUUAAUGACUUCAAGCUUUUGAAAUCUGAUUAAAAGUACUUAAAGAAAUUUAAAAUUUGGUUUCAUUGUUUUUUACAAAAGUACAUUUAGGUUUUUAUUUUACAGUAUUUACACGUUUCAGAUUUCCGUUCACUGCUGUAGUAACUAAACAACUGAGAAACAGGGCAACCCUUUUUGUUCAUUAGUUUUAAAGAAUAUUUACAUACUGAUUGAAUGUAUAAAUUAUAUACAUCAAGUGAUCCAAAUCCCUUAAAAUAUGCACAAAAACGCAUUUUCGAUGUAUAUAAUGGUUAUAAUUUAGAUUAUAGUACUGUAGUUCUUGACAUGGAUUUAUAGAAUGUUUAUGUU